This is a messenger RNA of Cydia pomonella (codling moth), 848 nucleotides long. RefSeq names its product acanthoscurrin-1-like. The coding region runs from base 106 to 564 and encodes 152 amino acids. The transcript is spliced from 3 exons. Lineage: Eukaryota; Metazoa; Arthropoda; Insecta; Lepidoptera; Tortricidae. The record is from RefSeq and is a predicted model, not a curated record.
ACGUGUUAUUAGAAGGCAAAUCUGAGAAACAAUUAGAGAUAUUAAUACUGUUAAAUACGUAGAGUCAUUAGAUAAUGCUGGAGAUAGUUAUAAAAGAAUAGGCGGAUGCGUUCAGGUCAUCAUUUAGUUGUGUGCUUUCGAAGGAGAACCAUGAAGUUCCUGCUGCUAACCGUCGCCUGCGCAGUGGCCGUCUCAGCCGUGCCCUUCGGUCCGAUCCCGCCCUACGGCGGCGGCAUGGGCAUGGGCAUGGGCAUGCCCAUAGGCGGCGGGCUGGGCAUGGGUGGUGUCGGUGGCGGCCAGUACGGCGGUGGUCAGCAGUUUGCUGGCGGCAGCUCUGGGUUCGGAGGUGGUUCUUCGAUGGGAGCUGGACAGCAAGGCUUCCAGCAAGGUGGACAACAGAGCAGCUUCCAUCAGGUAACAUCAGCCCAGCAGUCAUCUGGUGGAGCCUCAGCCGGUUCCUCCGGCUUCGGAGCCCAGCAGGGCGGCGGUGGCUUCAACAGCUUCGGACAAGGGGGAUCCGGCUUCGGGGGAAGCGGCUUCGGCAGUUCGCUAGUCGGAAAGUAGAUGAUGAUGAUGAUGGCUGAAUUUCCAAUGAAGAUUUUCUCCCAAAAGAUUUCAAGGAUUUCGUUUAAGAGGAUUUAAAGAUAUUUGAUCGACUUGGCUUACUUGAAGAAAAAAAAUCUAUUAAUAUAGGAGAAUCAAAAUGCAGGAAGAAUAAAGUUUGAAAAAUGUUAAACAUAACUUUCUAGAAUAGUUCAAAUGUAAUUGUGAAAUUGGAUUGGAAAUUCGCUUUAUUUGUAAAAAAGACGCUGUUAGGGAACGAAUCAAUAAAGUAUUAUUUAAACAUU